This is a messenger RNA of Actinia tenebrosa (Australian red waratah sea anemone), 3963 nucleotides long. RefSeq names its product E3 ubiquitin-protein ligase SH3RF1. Gene Ontology annotation, molecular function: protein binding. Lineage: Eukaryota; Metazoa; Cnidaria; Anthozoa; Actiniaria; Actiniidae. The record is from RefSeq and is a predicted model, not a curated record.
CAGAAGGAAAGACAAGAAUGAAUUACGAACUACUCGAAUAACGGCGAAGUAUGGCCUUUGUACACCGUUAAACAAUACAAUUUAAUUCCAGAACCACGAAAAACAUCACUAGAGGAACUUCUGUGUUAUUCCAUUGGUUUAAGAAGAAAUCAAGAUAUCUGAAGACCAAAUAUUUUAGGUGUUGGAACUCAAUCCAAGGACGAUGCCAAAACUUACGUAAAGCUUGUUUGCACUUUUUACUAACUUUGCCUCGGGAAGUUCUGAUUUUAGGACAAGUAUGGAUCAUAAAGAAUUAAGUGAGCUUUUAGAGUGCUCAGUUUGUCUAGAGAGACUAGAUCACACCUCAAAAGUUCUGCCAUGUCAACAUACGUUCUGUAGAAGAUGUCUUGUCGAAAUACAAUCCAUGAGAAAAGAACUGCGCUGUCCCGAAUGUAGAGUCUUGGUCGAAGAAGACAUCGACAGUCUACUUCCAAACAUUUUACUUAUACGGAUAUUAGAAGGACUGAAUCGAAGGAAUCCGGUUUGUGAUAAAGAAAAGUCAGUAAAACAGAAAAUUCCAAAGGAGCCUUCUGCAAAAGUGCUAUAUGAUUAUGAACCAAAAGAGCCAGGAGAUUUAGCACUGAGCAAAGGAGACUUUGUUAUUCUUGUAAGACAAGUGGAUGAAAAUUGGUAUGAAGGACAAGUGAAGGGCUCACAAGGUUUUCUGCCUGCUAAUUAUGUGGAAGUUAUUAAUCCAUUACCAUGCCUUGAUGACAGCUAUUAUGAUCCUAUUGCUAAGGCUCUUUAUGAUUUUGAUGAGGUUCAAGAAGAUGAUGUUUUGAAUUUUAAACAGGGUGAUAUCAUAAGUGUCACGAAACGUGUUGAUGAAAACUGGUGUGAAGGCAAAUUAGACAAAAAGUUUGGAAUAUUUCCCAUGAAUUUCGUCGAGUUUAAUUCUGUGGCCAAAGCUGUCAUUGAAAGUCUAGAAUUAUCUAACAGUUCUAAUGAAGAAAUCUCUCUACAAUCAUCUCUACCAUCAUCAUCAUCAUCCACCAACCAAAUGACCAUGACAGGUGCGACAGCACCACACCCAAAACCUGUCAGGAAGUCCAAGAUAUUAAACAGGGACAAAGUUCCCAAGAGACACACUAUACAUGAACUAGAAGAAAGAGAACAAAACUCAAAUAUAGCGAGAGUUCCAAGUAGACACUCGGUAGAAAUUACCUCGUCUGAGAGACUUGAAGAAGCAUAUGGAGAGAACUGCAAUGCACAUGCCGUAAAUAGAGCACCACAGGUUGCUAUAACGACAGCAGUGAGACCUGCACGACCUUCAGAAAGAACUACAGGGGGAGGAGAUCUUAUUGAUUUUCAUGGUGAAGGGAGGACAAGAGAAGUGUCGCAGGCUCCCUUAAACCAAACACAGCAAAACCACAGGGAACCCAGUGUGCUGCCUGCUUCGAGUAAUAGUUCUGGACAGUCAAGACCCAAUUCUGCAGAACUGGGAAAAGAGUUAUAUAUCGCGCUGUAUAAUUACAGACCCCAGAAAGAAGACGAGAUGGAACUGAAGGCUGGAGAGAGUUACUGUGUUAUUGAGAAAUGCAAAGAUGGUUGGUUCAAGGGAUUUUCCCUGUCCAACCAAAAGCGAGGGGUUUUCCCUGGCAACUAUGUUCGAUUAGCCAGCAUUCACAAUUUACUAACAAAAUCACGAAGCAAUAGCAACAGUCAGGCAGCACCUUUACCAAGUCCACGACAGUACCCUCGACCCAUCAACAACGGGACAACUUCUGCGAGACCGAACUAUCAUCGUUCAGAAUCUGCCCCAGUCUUUAAUGGUCGACUAAAUGUACAUGAUGAGAAUUUAGUAGUUAACUUAGACAACAAUGUCGAGGUUAAUGGACUUGGUGCAGUCCAAAGUAAUGGUAUUAGAAGACCUUUGUUACCCCCACCACCCGAAUCAAAGACGGGUGGAUUUUGGAAGAAACUGAAGCCCAAGAGGAAAGAAAGAUCAAGGUCACCUCCCCCCCUUCCUCAUCCUCCUCCAUACACAAGAGAUGUACCUAGUGGACAUACUCAGGUUAACUUGCCCACAUCAAGUGCAAGCCGAUUGGUGCUAGGAACCACCCCUCCUCCUCCCUACUCAAAUCAAACCCCACCACCAAGACAGGUUCUCAGGCAGCCCCCAAGACCUUAUCAUCACAGACAAGAAAAUGUUCCUCCUCGAGAAAGAUACCGUGCUAUUAUGCCCUACCCUCCUCAAAGUGAUGCUGAAUUAGAACUACGAGUAGGUGAUAUUAUUUAUGUAAGUAAAAAGAGACAGGAUGGAUGGUACAAGGGCACGCUGGAACGCAAUGGAAAAACUGGACUUUUUCCAGGCGUUUUCUCUGAAAAAUUUUAAUGAAUUCUUCUACAAAUACUUUUAAAGUCGAAAACUUUAUUAAGGUUAGUUGUCAUGUACAGGUUAAGGAGAAUAAUGUCAUAAUUAUUUUCAAAAAACAAUAUACAUGCAAUAAUACAAAUGAAUAUAAAAACAAUAAGAGACAGAAUAUACAUCUAAUCGGUGUUGUUCAGUUGAGUGUUUUUGCAGCAGUUAAGAAUUUUUUUUGAAGUACAGUAGAGCCUCUUACUAGCGGCUGCUUCACGAUUCCCUGAGGGUGGCGGCAUGAUGCAGUUCCUAUAGAUGUAUCUCUAACUUUGUAAAACUGUUGUUUAUAGGUCCCCUUAUAAAUUAUCUUGAAUGUAAGGAGAAAAAUACAAAAGAAAUCAAACUUUUUGUCGAUGGAAUUUGUGCUAUUUUAAAAGUUUUUCUCUUUAGCCUGGCAUUUAAAGGUAAUUUUCAAAGUGGUCUCUGAAGAGGCUUGGAGGCUUCAACAAAUCACAUAUAUUUAACUGAUGGAAAGAGAUUGUUUGGAAACGCGAGAACGAGCGCAAUGAAAUGCAGAUUGCACGCGAAUGUAAAACUGUAGCAUACAAAAAUUGUGGACUUCAGCAAGAACUGACAGGAAGCGCAAGCUGUAUUUUGAGCAUCAAAUCAGGCAGUCGAUAAGAGAAUUAUUGUUUCUUCAGAGUAGUAUUUUUAUUAUUCAUCGAGUAAAAAACAUUUUUUAUCGAAUUAAGUAAAAUCAAGCAUCGACAAAAACGCGCGUUCUUAUUGGUUAAAAAUUAAAAAACCCUAUGAUCACGUGAUGGGAUUUUGAGGAUAUUUUAGUAAAUUAAUACGGAAGUAUCUGUUGGCAGAUUCAUGGUCAGAACUGCGAAAUAGAUAGAGAAAAACUAUUUCUGCGCUUUUCCCUCUCCGAAUACCUUAUCGUCUUCGCCCUCAUCGUCGUCGUUUUAAAUUAACAACAAUUCCACUGACUGUUUACAUCAGAUUAACAACAAUAAAAAAAAUCAAGAAAGAAAAAACAAAAACAAAGAAACACCCAAGCGGGCCUUGGUUUAUUAUGCGGUCAUUUAAUAUUCUCGAAAUGAAAUAAUUUAUUGAAGACGUGCAUCCCUUCCCGUGAGAAUUAAAGGACAAAAGUCGUGGCCGCCAUGUUGGUUGACAUGUACGGAGACACCAAGACCACAUCUUUUGUCAAAGUCAACUAAAAUGGCGGCUAUACGUCACGUGCACCUAGAAGAAUUGAAGAUAGCGGAUAUACAGUGGAACUGUUGCGCGCACCGUCACGCGCAUCCACAAGCGUGGCAAGAUAUUUCUUAGCCAAACAAAUUCAAUUAUUUUGGUCGAUGCCGCUGGCCAGAAUCGAGUCGCUUUUCGUAGUUUUCUUCUUCCGAGAUAUCGUUUAGCGCAACAGUUGCACGGUUCGUCCGGGCCUUCACAAAUUAAUCGUUUCAUUUUAGUGUUGACAGUAAGUCAAAAUGAUGACCUGUAUGAUAUUGAACUCGAGUAUCUGGUAGCGUUCUAGCUACUUAACCAAAGCAUUAAUGCAAACAAUUUUAUAGCUAAGACUGAUAAAAUGUAUUAAAAAUAAAAUGUUGGCUGUA